CUUUUGUGCACUUUCUUUUCUUUCUUUCCCUGUCCACGUUAAUUCAAAUUGCAUAUCUCGAGCAGCGAUGUUGCCGCACUUGGUGUUUUUCUCUCCGCGGCCAAUGCUACCUUGCUAAAUAGCACGGCUUGCGUGGAUGUGCAUUUCAUGUUUGCACGCGGAACGACUGAGUUGUACCCUGGGACACCGUAUACCCUGGCUGAGGUUGUGGCCGAGAAGAUUAACCUGAGCAGCAACUACGAAAGCAUUAUCUACCCCGCGGUCAGCGAAGAUACCUCGGACGGCUACUUUCUUGGACGGGCGGCUGUUGGCCGUCAGGUCACAGCCUAUGCGGAAGCCUGCCCUGGUAGUCAAGUCGUGCUACUUUCGUACUCGCAGGGUGCCAUGAUUGUCGGUGAUGCCAUGGCCGGCGGUGGUAGCAACGCUACUCUGGGAGACCCGACACCCCCGCUCAUUUCCGAAGAGGUUUCGAAGCAUAUUACUGCUGAUGUCUUCUACGGCAACCCAAGACAUGUGUCCACCGAGCCGUACGAUUUCGGAACUUGUAGGGGAGGAUGGAGUGCAUUCGGUUUUGAUAUCCUCAGAGUAGCUCUGUGGGUUAGGAUGACUGACAACCAUCAGGGUCACCGCAUUAAAGCCCCUUCAGGGUCAUCCUGUUGAACGUGACAUUGAUUGUAACUAUUGUACUAACUUUGUGCUAACAGCAUAAACGGUCCCCGGCAGAGAUUCCAUCUGGUCCAGCAAAAUGGCGCAUAAGAGAUAUGAAAUAACUCAUACCAAACAAUUGCAGCGCUAGGGUCGCCGGUUUAGAGGC
Messenger RNA from Aspergillus eucalypticola CBS 122712, 814 nucleotides. RefSeq names its product alpha/beta-hydrolase. NCBI's taxonomy places the organism in Eukaryota, Fungi, Ascomycota, Eurotiomycetes, Eurotiales, Aspergillaceae. Gene Ontology annotation, molecular function: hydrolase activity. The transcript has 2 exons. The record is from RefSeq and is a predicted model, not a curated record. Bases 148 to 660 code for a protein of 170 amino acids.